This is a messenger RNA of Capronia coronata CBS 617.96, 1380 nucleotides long. RefSeq lists its product as uncharacterized. NCBI's taxonomy places the organism in Eukaryota, Fungi, Ascomycota, Eurotiomycetes, Chaetothyriales, Herpotrichiellaceae. Bases 1 to 1380 code for a protein of 459 amino acids. Gene Ontology annotation, molecular function: transmembrane transporter activity. Gene Ontology annotation, cellular component: membrane. The transcript is spliced from 9 exons. Gene Ontology annotation, biological process: transmembrane transport. The record is from RefSeq and is a predicted model, not a curated record.
AUGGCUUACUCAGACGAAGACCCUAACCCGAAAACCUUCUGGCAAAUUAUCAAGUUCGUCUUCGACUGGUAUCCUGCAGCCUAUCCUGCCGAGGAGAAAAGGUUUUUGAGAAAGCUUGAUUGUUCGAUUCUCAUAUAUGCAUGUCUUACCUCCACAUCAACUCACUUUGGUUCAGAUUCGAGCAAUAUCAGUAAUGCCUACGUCAGUGGCAUGAAAGAAGAUCUUGGAUUGUACGGCAACGAGCUAAAUUACUUCAAUAUCUGCUACUACACGACAAUGGUGGUCUUCCAGAUCCCGCUGGUCUUUCUCCUGUCGAGACCCCUCGGGGCACGAUACGGUUUUGCAAUCCUCUCCGUCCUCUGGGGAGUCGUGACCUUCUGUCAAUCUGCAGUGACGAACGUCGACCAACUCUACGCGCUCCGAGCUUUGGUCGGCCUCUUCGAAGCACCCACCUUUGCUGCGACACAUGUCGUCCUUGCAGGAUCCUGGUAUCGGAAACCGGAAUUAUUCAAGAGAGCGGGUGUCUGGUUUAUCAGCCAGUCUCUCGGACAAAUGUUCAGCGGAUACCUUCAGGCAGCUGCCUACACAAACUUGGAUGGGGUUCAUGGCAUGGCUGGAUGGCGGUGGCUUUUUAUCAUCGACGGAGUCAUCACCAUCCCUAUUGCCGUGCUGGGUUUCUUGGUCUGGCCGGGAAUUCCCCAAAGCCGAAAGGUCUUCUAUUUCAAGGAUGCAGAGAUCGAGCUUGGCAAAAGACGAAUGCUUGAGUACAAGGCAAAAGCUCCUGGCAAGGUUGACUGGGCCAUGCUCAAGAGAGUCAUCUCAAGCUGGCAUUGGUGGGUCUUUGUGCCUUGCUUCAUAUUCACCGUAGAAGCUCUGUAUCCUACUCUAUACAUGAACCUUUGGCUCAAGGCGGAUGGUUACAGCGUCGAGCAAGUCAACAAUUACCCUACAAUCGCCUCUGCUGUUGGUAUUGUGGCCUCUUGGCUGGGAACUACACUUGCAGGCGGCGUCAUCGAGCCUUGGAUCAUGUUCGCUAUAGGAUGCACUUCUUCCAUCUUUGGAGCAAUUGUCAUGACGGUUUGGAACGUCCCUAAAGCAUUCAAGUUCUUCUCAUGGUGCAUCAUGGGCGUUUUCACAAUGCUGAGUCCGAUUAUCUGGUCUACUGUCAAUGUCGUGCUCAAAGGCGACGCGGAAAAACGCUCGAUCGUUAUUGCAUCAAUGAUGACCUUCGGCUAUGCAUUCUACAUCUGGGUGCCUCUUCUUCUCUACGCCACUGUUGAUGCACCACAGUGGAAGAAGGGCUGGCCUGCAUGCAUUGCAUUCAGUGUCGUGAUGUUUCUGCUCUUUGUAGUGGCAACACUUCUACAUCGCAGAGAGUGA